Paramecium pentaurelia is the source of this 2812-nucleotide messenger RNA. NCBI's taxonomy places the organism in Eukaryota, Ciliophora, Oligohymenophorea, Peniculida, Parameciidae. The record is from the annotation of a GenBank genome assembly.
AUGCAGUACACUUUAUAAGAGAAUAAAGCUUUAGCUGAAAUCUUUAAUUAAGUAAAAGAUGUAGAUAAACAUAUCUUUUGUGUCAUAUUUAAAAUAUUACGAAAGGAAAAAGUUUAAGAUUGCAUUGCAUAUCUUUCAGAUAAUGAGAAUCAAAGACAAUUAGAGUAAUAAAUCCAACAAUUAGGAGAGAAUUUAUCGAAAGCUGAUACAGAAUAAAAAUUGUCUGUUGUUAGAUAUGACAUGAAAUAAAUUACAGAUGUCUUAAAAAAAUUAAAAAAUCAUGACUUAAAUAAGAAAGAUUUUUCUUCUGAAGAAAACGAAUAAUCUAUAUUAAGUCUUAUUAGUAGCAUAAAGCAUAAUAGAUAGAUCAUAGAAUUUUUGUAAUUUUUAGUUUACCUCACAUCUAUUGAUAACACUUUAAUUUAAUGUGGGUCUAAUUCAUUAUAUUUAUUAGUUUAGCUGAAGGUAGACCUUAGAAACAAAAAUUUUGAAAAUAUUAAAAUCUAAAAUACUUCUUUAGUAGGAGCUAAUUUAGUUCGAUGUAAUUUAAGUGGAUCAGAAUUAGAAAAUGUUAACAUAAAUGGGAUCAAUCUGAAUGGUGCAUUAUUAUUGAAUUGUAGAUGGAACAAAUUAAGAAUCCACGAAUUAAUUAAACUAAAUGGUCAUGAUCAUAGAGUGAAUUCAGUCUGUUUUUCUCCUGAUGGAUAUACAUUAGCUUCUGGAAGUGAUGAUAACACUAUCAGACUAUGGGAUGUCAAAUCAGGAAAAUAAUAAGCCAAAUUGGAUGGACAUGCUGGAAAAAUUAUGUCAGUCUGUUUUUCUCCUGAUGGACAUACAUUAGCUGCUGGAAGUUGGGAUAACUCUAUCUGUUUAUGGGAUGUCAAAAUAAAGAAAAAAAUAAUCAAAUUGGUUGGUCAUACUGACACUGUCUAAUCAGUCUGCUUCUCACCUGAUGGGAAUAUAUUAGCUUCUGGUAGUGGUGAUAGGUCUAUCUGUCUAUGGGAUGUUAAAACAGGAUAAUAAAUAGCCAAAUUGGAUGGUCAUAGUGAUGAUGUUAGAUCAGUCUGUUUUUCUCCUGAUGGGAAUAUAUUAGCUUCUGGUAGUGAUGAUAACUCUAUCCGUCUAUGGGAUGUCAAAUCAGGAAAAUAAAAAGCCAAAUUCGAUGUUCAUAUUAAUCGAAUAUUAUCAGUCUGUUUCUCCCCUGAUGGAAAUAAAUUAGCUUCUGGUAGUGGUGAUAAGUCUAUCCGUCUAUGGGAUACUAAAAUAGGAUAAUAAAAAGCCAAAUUAGUUGGCCAUAGUGAUUAUGUUAGAUCAGUCUGUUUCUCACCUGAUGGGAAUAUAUUAGCUUCUGGUAGUGAUGAUAACUCUAUCCGUCUAUGGGAUGUCAAAACAGGAUAAUAAAAAGCCAUAAUAGAUGAUCAUACGAAUAUUGUCUCAUCAGUCUGUUUCUCACCUGAUGGAAAUACCUUAGCUUCAGGUAGUUUUGAUAUGUCUAUCAGUUUAUUGGAUGUUAAAACAAGAUAAUAAAAAGCCAAAUUUGACGGUCAUAAUAGCGAAAUCUUGUCAGUCUCUUUCUCUCCUGAUGGAAAUACAUUAGCUUCAGGUAGUGAUGAUAAGUCUAUCCGUCUAUGGGAUGCUAAAACAGGAUAAUAAAAAGCCUAAUUGGACGGUCAUGAGAAUUGGGUAAUGUCAGUCUGUUUCUCUCCUGAUGGAAAAAUAUUAGCAUCUGGUAGUAAUGAUUAAUCUAUUCGUCUAUGGGAUAUCAAAACAGGAUAAUAAAAAGCCAAAUUAGAUGGUCAUACUAAUGGAAUCUUUUCAGUCUGUUUCUCUCCUGUCGAAAAUACAUUAGCUUCCGGUAGCUAUGAUAAGUCUAUCCGUCUUUGGGAUGUCAAAACCGAAUAAUAAAAAGCCAAGUUGGAUGGUCAUGGAGGAACUGUAUGGUCAGUCUGUUUCUCACCUGAUGGAAAUACAUUAGCUUCAGGUAGUGAUGAUAAGUGUAUCCGUCUAUGGGAUGCUAAAACAGGAUAAUAAAAAGCCAAAUUGGAUGGACAUGCUGGAGAAAUUAUGUCAGUCUGUUUCUCUCCUGAUGGAAAUACAUUAGCUUCUGGUAGUUGGGAUAACUCUAUCCGUCUUUGGGAUGUCAAAACAGGAUAAUAAAAAGCCAAAUUGGAUGGACAUGCUAGAGAAAUUAUGUCAGUCUGUUUCUCUCCUGAUGGAAAUACAAUAGCUUCUGGUAGUUAUGAUAAAUCUAUUCGUCUUUGGGAUGUCAAAUCAGAAUAAUAAAAAGCAUAAUUGGAUGGACAUAGUGAUUAUGUUAAAUCAGUCUGUUUUUCUCCUAAUGCAAAUACAUUAUCUUCUGGUAGUGGUGAUAAAUCUAUCCGUCUUUGGGCUGUCAAUACAAGAUAAUAAAAAGACAAAUUAGAUGGUCAAACUGAUGGAAUUAUAUCAGUCUGUUUCUCACCUGAUGGAAAUACAUUAGCAUCUGGUAGUUAUGAUCAUUCUAUUCGAUUAUGGGAUGUUAAGAAUGGAAAAGAAUUUUUACCCAAUGAUAAAAUUUAUAAGGAUAUUCUUACUAACUUUAAAGCAUCACCAUUUUAGAACAAUCCUCUAUCAGGUAUUCAUUUAUUAUCAUAGUUUAGUUAUCAGCACUUAUAUAACAACACUCCUUAUAUCUCAAUAACAAAAAAUCUAAGCCUAAGGAGCUCUAAUAUUGAAAGGAGAAUUUAUUAAUCAAUCUGGUAUUGAUAUAAAGACCUUUUUAAAACAAAAAGGAAGUUGCUUUUUAGAAAAUUUUAAGUAAGAGAGAUCUUGA